This is a messenger RNA of Gopherus flavomarginatus (Mexican gopher tortoise), 957 nucleotides long. Its product is annotated as olfactory receptor 14A16-like. Gene Ontology annotation, molecular function: olfactory receptor activity; odorant binding; G protein-coupled receptor activity. Bases 1 to 957 code for a protein of 318 amino acids. The transcript has a single exon. Gene Ontology annotation, biological process: G protein-coupled receptor signaling pathway. Gene Ontology annotation, cellular component: membrane. The record is from RefSeq and is a predicted model, not a curated record. NCBI's taxonomy places the organism in Eukaryota, Metazoa, Chordata, Testudines, Testudinidae.
AUGUUCAACCAAACCACAGUGACUGAGUUCCUUCUCCUGGGCUUCUCUGAGGGUCGAGAGCUGCAAAUUUUACAGUUUGUGGUGUUCCUAGUGAUUUACCUGGUAGCCCUGACAGGGAACCUCUUUGUUAUCACUGCUGUAAUCCUUGACCUCCAUCUUCACACCCUCAUGUACUUCUUACUGAUAAAUUUAUCCAUCCUGGACCUCAGCUUUAUCUCUGUCAUUAUCCCCAAAUCCAUGGUCAACUGCAUCAUGAACACCAGGUCAAUUUCUUAUUUUGGAUGGUUUGUCCAAGUCUUUUUUUUCAUAUUAUUCUCUUCAGCAGAUGUUUUCUUACUCACCAUCAUGGCAUAUGACCGAUACAUCGCUAUCUGCAAACCACUGCACUAUGAGAGGGUGAUGAACAGGAGAGCUUGUGUCCAAAUGGCAGCCAGUGCCUGGAUCUGUGGUCUUCUCAAUUCUGCACUGCACACUGGGAGCACAUUUUCCAUAACCUUCUGUGGAGUCAACAUGGCGGAUCAGUUCUUUUGUGAAAUUCCCCAGCUACUCAAGCUUACUUGCCCUGACUCAAACCGCAGUGAAGUGCGAGCUAUUGUAAUUGUUAUCUUUUUAGGCUUAAGCUGCUUUGGUUUAAUAAUUGUGUCAUAUGUCCAGAUCUUCAACACAGUGCUGAGAAUCCCCUCUGAGAAGGGCCAGCAUAAAGCUCUGUCCACCUGCCUCCCUCACUUCAUUGUGUUCUCCUUGUUUGUUUCCACUGGCACCAUUGCCUACUUGAAACUCACCUCAAGCACUCCAGCAGGUGUGGAUCUCGUGGCGAUUGUUCUCUAUUCUCUGGUGCCUCCAGUGAUGAAUCCGGUCAUCUACAGCAUGUGGAACAAGGAUAUCAAAGCUGCCCUAUGGAGAAUAAUUGGAUCAAGGUUGUUCUCCAAGAAUAAAAUGCCCAUAUUUCUUCCAUGA